AUGUUGCCGCCGUCGGAUCUCCGGCGCUACUUCGCACUGCGCAGCUGUCGGGCGGGCUCGCUGGACUUGAGCGUGACCGCCGACGGCCACCCGCUGGCGGGAACGGAUCAGGUGCAUCCGUGUUUCCGCUGUCCGCCGCUGGGCUGCGCUUUCAGGCCGCGGAUCUGCCAGAAGAUGGAUGCGGAGCCGAUCGCCCUGCAGUCUCCUGAGCUGACGUCUACCAACCGCUUCGUGGAGCGCCGACCAAUACCGCAGGUGACUGAGGAUGUAUUCCAUGCCGAUCAUUUAGAUAAUCUCAUCGGCCUCGUGACCAACUUGGGAAAGAGUCACUUUUACCCAGGGUCGCUUUUGCGUGUGGCCGACUAG
This is a messenger RNA of Prorocentrum cordatum, 366 nucleotides long. Lineage: Eukaryota; Dinophyceae; Prorocentrales; Prorocentraceae. The record is from the annotation of a GenBank genome assembly.